AUGAUUGCAGCUCCUUUAAACCAAUUUGGUGAUUACUACUUACAGAUAAGACGGCCCAAGCUACACGUUAAAGGAAAUGCCUGUAAUGAGGACUGUGAGUUGCCUGUGUCUUGUCAGCGUUUCGGCACUGUAGACCUGACAGAUGGACCAGGGCGGUCUGACACCGUUGAACAAUAUGGGAACUUUGGAGUCAUUAGUAGGUUUUGCAAGGCCGAGGCUGUCGCUGAAGUGGAGGUCCCUGGAGGCGCCCCAGCCACUGGCUCUCCCAGGCUGGUCCACCGUAAACUUGUGGAACACGACCUAAGGGGUGCUACAUCCAUUGUGUACAGAUGCAAACAGAAGGGGACUCAGAAGCCUUAUGCUCUCAAAGUGUUAAAGAAAACAGUGGACAAAAAAAUCGUAAGAACUGAGAUAGGAGUUCUUCUUCGCCUCUCACAUCCAAACAUUAUAAAACUCAAAGAGAUAUUUGAAACCCCUACGGAUAUCAGUCUGGUCCUGGAACUUGUCACAGGAGGAGAGCUGUUUGACAGGAUUGUGGAAAAAGGAUAUUACAGUGAACGAGAUGCUGCAGAUGCUGUUAAACAAAUCCUGGAGGCCGUUGCUUACCUCCAUGAAAAUGGGAUUGUCCAUCGUGAUCUCAAGCCGGAGAAUCUCCUCUAUGCAACUCCAGCCCCAGAUGCACCACUCAAAAUUGCUGAUUUUGGACUCUCCAAAAUUGUGGACCAUCAAGUGCUCAUGAAGACGGUGUGUGGAACCCCAGGGUAUUGCGCACCUGAAAUUCUUAGAGGCUGCGCCUACGGACCUGAGGUGGACAUGUGGUCUGUGGGGAUAAUCACCUACAUCCUACUUUGUGGAUUUGAACCAUUCUAUGAUGAGAGAGGUGACCAGUUCAUGUUCAGGAGAAUUCUGAAUUGUGAAUAUUACUUUAUCUCCCCCUGGUGGGAUGAAGUAUCUCUAAAUGCCAAGGACUUGGUCAGGAAAUUAAUUGUUUUGGAUCCUAAGAAACGGCUGACUACCUUCCAAGCUCUCCAGCACCCAUGGGUCACAGGCAAAGCAGCCAAUUUUGUACACAUGGAUACUGCUCAAAAGAAGCUCCAAGAAUUCAAUGCCCGACGCAAGCUUAAGGCAGCAGUGAAGGCCGUGGUGGCCUCCUCCCGGCUGGGCAGCGCCAGCAGUAGCCAUGGCAGCAUCCAGGAGAACCAGAAGGCCAGCCGAGAGCCAUCUCCAGUCCACGAUGGCAGUGAAGCUGCUGUUGAAGCUGUUCCAACAGAGAAAGUUAAAAAAGAUGGGGCCCAAGUGACAGCUGAGAUGGCAGAGGCUGAGCUGAGGAAGAGCUGGGCUGAAGAAGAAAAUCAAAAUGCUGAUACAAAUGAUGCUGAGGCCAACUUGAUGGUGCCCAAGGCCCCAGAGGAUGGGAUAGAGGUGGCUGACCCAGAAGUAGAGGAGGGCCCAGCAGAGGAGCAGCUGAACAUUGUGAAGGAAGAAGCAAACCCUGAAGCAGAGCAAGAAGAGCCUGGAGAGCCUGCUGUGGGAUUUGGAGCUGAGCAGAAUGAUGUGGUCCUGCCAGAGCACUAAGCUGGCUUCCUUCCAAUCUGGAAGCCAACUCCCGGUACUUCAUACAUUUCGUUCUUCAGCAAGGAAGGCGUGGAAGCAUGACAUGCGCUAUAGUGAUUCUGUUUUUGAGUGAGGUGCAAAAAUAUAUAUAUGUAUCAGCUGGUAAUCCUAA
This is a messenger RNA of Myotis davidii, 1726 nucleotides long. RefSeq names its product calcium/calmodulin-dependent protein kinase IV (gene CAMK4). Gene Ontology annotation, biological process: protein phosphorylation. The record is from RefSeq and is a predicted model, not a curated record. The coding region runs from base 1 to 1575 and encodes 524 amino acids. Gene Ontology annotation, molecular function: calmodulin binding; ATP binding; calcium/calmodulin-dependent protein kinase activity. Lineage: Eukaryota; Metazoa; Chordata; Mammalia; Chiroptera; Vespertilionidae. The transcript has 13 exons.